Molecule: messenger RNA, 4758 nt
Organism: Propithecus coquereli (Coquerel's sifaka)
Lineage: Eukaryota; Metazoa; Chordata; Mammalia; Primates; Indriidae
Gene: IQGAP3
Product: IQ motif containing GTPase activating protein 3
Exons: 37
Coding region: 1-4758 (1585 amino acids)
Biological process (GO): regulation of actin cytoskeleton organization; regulation of GTPase activity
Cellular component (GO): cytoplasm
Molecular function (GO): GTPase activator activity; calmodulin binding; actin filament binding
Source: RefSeq, a predicted model, not a curated record
AUGGAGGGAAGAGGAGCGGGCCUGGGCCGGGCGGCCUAUGAACGCCUCACAGCUGAGGAGAUGGAUGAGCAGAGGCGGCAGAACGUUGCCUAUCAGUACCUGUGCCGGCUGGAGGAAGCCAAGCGCUGGAUGGAGGCCUGCCUGAAGGAGGAGCUUCCUUCCCCAGUGGAGCUGGAGGAGAGCCUCCGGAACGGAGUGCUGCUGGCCAAGCUGGGCCACUGUUUUGCACCCUCCGUGGUUCCCUUGAAGAAGAUCUAUGACGUGGAGCAGCUGCGGUACCAGGCAACUGGCUUGCAUUUCCGUCACACGGACAACAUCAACUUUUGGCUGUCUGCAAUAGCCCACAUCGGUCUGCCUUCGACCUUCUUCCCAGAGACCACGGACAUCUAUGACAAGAAGAACAUGCCCCGGGUAGUCUACUGCAUCCAUGCCCUCAGUCUCUUCCUCUUCCGGCUGGGAUUGGCCCCUCAGAUACAUGAUCUAUAUGGGAAAGUGAAAUUCACAGACGAGGAACUCAGCAACAUGGCCUCUGAACUGGCCAAAUAUGGCCUCCAGCUGCCUGCCUUCAGCAAAAUCGGGGGCAUCCUGGCCAACGAGCUCUCAGUGGAUGAAGCUGCAGUCCACGCAGCUGUUCUUGCCAUCAAUGAGGCAGUGGAGCGAGGAGUGGUUCAGGAAACUCUGGCUGCCUUGCAGAAUCCCAGUGCUCUUCUAGAGAAUCUUCGAGAGCCUCUGGCAGCCAUCUACCAGGAGCUGCUGGCCCAGGCCAAGAUGGAGAAGGCUGCCAAUGCCAGGAACCAUGAUGACAGAGAGAGCCAGGACAUCUAUGACCACUACCUAACUCAGGCUGAAAUCCAGGGCAACAUCAACCAUGUCAACGUCCAUGGGGCUCUAGAAAUUGUUGAUGAUGCCCUGGAAAGACAGAGCCCUGAGGCCUUGCUUAAGGCCCUUCAAGACCCUGCUCUGGCCCUGCAAGGGGUGAGGAGAGACUUUGCUGACUGGUACCUGGAGCAGCUGAGCUCAGACAGAGAGCAGAAGGCACAGGAGCUGGGCCUGGUGGAGCUUCUGGAAAAGGAGGAGGUCCAGGCCGGCGUGGCAGCAGCCAACAUGAAGGGUGAUCAGGAACAAGCCAUGCUCCAGGCUGUGCGACGGAUCAACAAAGCCAUCCAGAGGGGAGUGGCAGCUGACACUGUGAAGGAGCUGCUGUGCCCUGAAGCCCAGCUGCCUCCGGUGUACCCCUUUGCCUCGGCUGUGUACCAGCAGGAGCUGGCAGUGCUCCAGCGGCAGCAGCAGGGGGAGCUUGGCCAGGAGGAGCUCUUUGUGGCCGUGGAGAUGCUCUCAGCUGUGGUCCUGAUUAACCGGGCCCUGGAGGCCAGGGAUGCCAGUGGCUUCUGGAGCAGCCUGGUGAACCCAGCCACAGGCCUGGCAGAGGUGGAAGGAGAAAAUGCUCAGCGUUACUUUGAUGCCCUGGUGAAACUGCGACAGGUGCGUGGAGUGGAUGAGGCCUUCCUGAGCUGGAAUGACCUGCAAGCCACUGUGAGCCAGGUCAAUGCUCAGGUCCAGGAAGAGACUGACCAGGUCCUGGCAGUCAGCCUCAUCAACGAGGCUCUGGACCAAGACAGCCCUGAGAAAACUCUAUCCGCCCUCCUGCUUCCUGCGGCUGGCCUGGACGAUGUCAGCCUCCCUGUCGCCCCUCGGUACCAUCUCCUCCUUGUGGCAGCCAAAAGGCAGAAGGCCAAGGUGACAGGGGAUCCUGGAGCUGUCCUGUGGCUGGAGGAGAUCCGCCAGGGAGUGGUCAGAGCCAACCAGGAUACAAACACAGCGCAGAGAAUGGCUCUUGGUGUGGCCGCCAUCAAUCAGGCCAUCAAGGAGGGCAAGGCAGCCCAGACAGAGCGGGUGUUGAGGAACCCCGCCGUGGCCCUCCGAGGUGUAGUUCCCGACUGUGCUGAAGGCUACCAACAAGGCCUGGAAAGUGCUGUAGCGAAGAAACGGCGUCCAGCGGACACAGCUUUCUGGGUUCAACAUGACAUGAAGGAUGGCACUGCCUACUACUUCCAUCUGCAGACCUUCCAGGGCACCUGGGAGCGACCCCCCAGCUGCCGCCUCAACACCUCCCACCUGACUCGGGAGGAGAUCCAGUCAGCCAUCACCAAGGUCACUGCUGCCCAUGACCGCCAACAGCUCUGGAAAGCCAACGUCAGCUUUGUCAUCCAGCUCCAGGCCCGCCUCCGCGGCUUCCUAGUUCGGCGGAAGUUCGCUGAGCGUUCCCACUUUCUGAGGAUCUGGCUCCCAGCAGUCAUCAAGAUCCAGACUCAUUGGCGGGGUUACAGACAGCGGAAGAUUUACCUGGAGCGGUUACAGUAUUUAAAAGCAAACCUGGAUGCCAUAAUCAAGAUCCAGGCCUGGGCCCGAAUGUGGGCAGCUCGGAGGCAAUACCUGAGGCGUCUGCACUACUUCCAGAAGAAUGUUAACUCCAUUGUGAAGAUCCAGGCAUUUUUCCGAGCCAGAAAAGCCCAGGAUGACUACAGGAUAUUAGUACACGCACCCCACCCUCCUCUCAGUGUGGUACGCAGAUUUGCCCAUCUCUUAAAUCAAAGCCAGCAGGACUUCUUGGCUGAAGCGGAGCUGCUGAAGCUCCAGGAAGAGGUAGUUAGGAAGAUCCGGUCCAAUCAGCAGCUGGAGCAGGACCUCAACAUCAUGGACAUCAAGAUUGGUCUGCUGGUAAAGAACCGGAUCACCCUGCAGGAGGUAGUCUCCCACUGCAAGAAGCUGACCAGGAAGAAUAAGGAACAGCUUUCGGAUAUGAUGGUUCUGGACAAGCAGAAGGGAUUAAAGUCGCUGAGCAAAGAGAAACGGCAGAAGCUAGAAGCAUACCAACACCUCUUCUACCUACUCCAGACUCAACCAAUCUAUCUGGCCAAGCUGAUCUUCCAGAUGCCACAGAACAAAACCACCAAGUUCAUGGAGGCAGUGAUUUUCAGUCUGUACAACUAUGCCUCCAGCCGCCGAGAGGCCUAUCUCCUGCUCCAGCUGUUCAAGACAGCGCUCCAGGAGGAAAUCAAGUCAAAGGUGGAGCAACCCCAGGACGUGGUGACAGGCAACCCAACUGUAGUGAGGCUGGUGGUGCGAUUCUACCGUAAUGAGCGGGGACAGAGUGCCCUGAGGGAGAUCCUGGGCAAAGUUGUUCAGGACGUGCUGGAGGACAAGGUGCUCAACGUCCACACAGAUCCUGUCCACCUGUACAAGAGCUGGAUCAACCAGACCGAGGCCCACACCGGGCAGCGCAGAUAUGGGAUGCGUUAUGUGGCCAAAGUCCUGAAGACAACUCUGGCAGAGAAGUUCCCCAAUGCCACGGAGAGUGAGAUCUAUAAGGUGGUAGGAAACCUCCUGUACUACCGCUUCCUGAACCCCGCGGUGGUGGCCCCUGAUGCCUUCGACAUUGUGGCCCUGGCAGCGGGUGGUGCCCUGGCUGCCCCCCAGCGCCACGCCCUGGGGGCUGUGGCUCAGCUCCUGCAGCACGCUGCGGCUGGCAAGGCCUUCUCUGGGGAGAGCCAGCACCUGCAGGUCCUGAACAACUACCUGGAGGAGACGCACCUCAAGUUCAGGAAGUUCAUCUGCAGAGCCUGCCAGGUGCCAGAGCCAGAGGAGCGUUUUGCCAUGGACGAGUACUCAGACAUGGUGGCUGUGGCCAAACCCAUGGUGUAUAUCACUGUAGGGGAGCUGGUCAACACGCACAGGCUGUUGCUGGAGCACCAGGACUGCAUCGCCCCCGAUCACCAUGAUCCCCUGCACGAGCUCCUGGAGGACCUUGGGGAGCUGCCCACCAUUCCUGACCUCAUUGGGGAGAGCAUAGCUGCAGAUGGGCACAUGGACCUGAGCAAGCUGGAAGUGUCCCUGACACUCACCAACAAGUUUGAAGGACUGGAGGUGGAUGCUGACGAUACCGAUGCCCGGAGCCUACUUCUGAGCACGAAGCAGAUGCUGGCUGAUAUCAUACAGUUCCACCCUGGGGACUCCCUCAAGGAGAUCCUGUCCCUCUCAGCUUCCAGAGAGCAGGAAGCAGCCCACAAGCGGCUGAUGUGCCGACGCCAGGCCUGUGAGGCCCAGACCCCAGAGCCGCUGCGACGACACCGCUCACUGACAGCACAUUCCCUCCUGCCACUGGCAGAGAAGCAGCGGCGUGUCCUGCGGAACCUGCGCCGACUCGAAGGCCUGGGGUUGGUCAGUGCCAGCGACGGCUACCAGGGGCUAGUGGACGAGUUGGCCAAGGACAUCCGCAACCAGCACAGACACCGGCAACGGCGGAAAGCAGAGCUGGUGAAGCUUCAGGCCACGUUCCAGGGCCUGAGCACUAAGACCACCUUCUAUGAGGAGCAGGGCGACUACUACAGCCAGUACAUCCGGGCCUGCCUCGACCACCUGGCCCCCAACUCCAAGAGUUCUGGGAAGGGGAAGAAGCAGCCUUCUCUUCAUUACACUGCUGCCCAGCUCCUGGAGAAGGGUGUCUUGGUGGAGAUUGAAGAUCUUCCCGUCUCUCACUUCAGAAACGUCAUCUUUGACAUCACCCCUGGAGAUGAGGCAGGAAAGUUUGAAGUAAAUGCCAAGUUCCUGGGUGUGGACAUGGAGCGAUUUCAGCUUCACUAUCAGGACCUCCUGCAGCUCCAGUAUGAGGGUGUGGCUGUCAUGAAACUCUUCAACAAGGCCAAAGUCAAUGUCAACCUUCUCAUCUUCCUCCUCAAUAAGAAGUUCUUGCGGAAGUAG